Girardinichthys multiradiatus is the source of this 1884-nucleotide messenger RNA. It is a transcript of the gene tp53i3, whose product is annotated as tumor protein p53 inducible protein 3. The transcript is spliced from 6 exons. The record is from RefSeq and is a predicted model, not a curated record. NCBI's taxonomy places the organism in Eukaryota, Metazoa, Chordata, Actinopteri, Cyprinodontiformes, Goodeidae. Gene Ontology annotation, molecular function: quinone reductase (NADPH) activity; NADPH binding; quinone binding.
UUUUCCACAUUGCUGAAAUAACCCGUUUCUGGUUGCUUUGCAGUUAUUUGUAAAUUAUCUAUAAUUUUCGAAUUUCCCCACUCUAAUCACAUCAUUAAAUUACAAACAUUGCUAUUACUUUAAUUGCUUUAAUCAAACACUCAAAAAGAAAGAGUUCAUCUUUCAGCGCAUGCGCAGUGCCUAUUACCCUGCAGUAAUCGUAGACAUACAAAUCUUUAUAUAUGUCUAUGGCAGUAAUCGUGUCAUUUCAGUACUAAAUUACUGCAGUGUCUUGGUUUCUCUUCUGCUUUUCCACAUCUGGUCCUUCCUUUCUCUCGUCCCUUUCUUCCUCUUAAUAGUUUUGUUAUUAAUGCAGAGCGUAUUUUCCACUGUUUGCUAUGCUCCGUACGGGAAGCCGAAGCAUCCAAAAUACAGAUGUAUAUACCUCUGCACUUGCUAAAGGUUAUAAAUUAUGCAUAAGACUGCUCAAACUUGCUGCCAUUUAAAUUGUCUUAUUCUUUUUUCAGUUCUUUUGUCUUUUGAAAUCAAGUUUCUAUUUACUUUUUAUAUAAUUUGAUCGUAUGUAUUUUUUAAAUGAGUUUUUAAUCUCUUUCUGAUCAUUUGUUUUAUUACUACUUCUAUCACAUCACAUUAGCCACCCUGAGAUUAUCAAAUGCCUCAGAUCAUUCAAAGUGGAACAUUUUUACUAAGAAAAAUCUACAGCACAACCUUGUAUAGGAGUUGCUCCAGCUUCGCAAAGAUGAUGCAGGCAGUUUGCGUUGAUGUCCCAGGAGGACCAGAGAAUCUGGUGCUGCGAUCCAUUCCCAGACCUACACCUAAAGACGGAGAGGUCCUGAUUAAAGUCCACGCCGCUGCCCUCAACCGGGCCGAUUUAUUACAGAGAAAAGGCUUCUACCCUCCUCCUGCAGGUGAAAGUGACAUCAUUGGUCUGGAGGUAGCUGGAACCGUGGACACUCUGGGUCAAAGAGUGAAAGGGAACUGGAAACCAGACGACAGGGUGAUGGCUUUGCUGGGUGGAGGAGGAUAUGCUGAAUAUGUUUCUGUGCGCGAGGAGCUUUUAAUGCCUGUUCCCAACAACCUCACGUUCUGCCAGGCUGCUGCCAUCCCGGAGGCUUGGCUCACUGCUUUUCAGCUGCUGGUUUUUAUAGCGCAGGUGAAGGAGGGUGAAGUGGUGUAAGUUCACGCCGGAGCCAGUGGUGUCGGAACGGCUGCCGUUCAGCUGGUCCGUCUGUUUGGCGCUGUGCCCAUUGUGACUGCAGGGAGUCAAGAAAAGUUGCAGGUGGCCGAAAAGCUGGGCGCAGCUGCUGGAUACAACUACAAGGAGGAGAGCUUUGUUCAGGGAGUUCGUGAUUUCACAGGAGGAAAAGGAGUGAAUGUGAUACUUGACUGCAUUGGUGGGUGUAACUGGGAGAAAAAUGUGAACUCCCUGGCUGUGGAUGGCAGAUGGGUGCUGUAUGGCACCAUGGGAGGCAGGGCACUGGAGGGAGAUCUGCUGGGCAAGCUGCUCUCCAAGCGAGGCCACCUACUCUGCAGCCUCCUUCGCUCUCGCAGCCUUGAGUACAAGGCUGACUUGGUUAAAGCUUUUGCAGACAGGACGUUGCCAUGCUUUUCAGCCCAGCCUGCCACCUUGAGGCCAGUGAUCGACAGCACCUUUAAGCUAGGGGAAAUUGCAGAGGCUCACAGACACAUGGAAGCAAACAGAAACAUAGGCAAGAUUGUUAUUACUGUGACUCCACAAAGUGAGGAAACUCAUUGAUUAAUACCUGCUCAAAUGAUCAUGGGUAUGCAGUAUAAUUAAAAUGUUUAUUUAGCUAAGAAAUUAUACAGUAAAAUUUGUGGUUGCUUACAUAUGGUUCAUUCAAUAAUAAAAUUGGUAUGAUUUUC